GGAAUCGACUUGUGGAAUGGACAAAAGCCCCAUCUGAAUUCUUACACCUUGCCCUUUUCACCCUACAGGCUACAGAAUAACAUCCAUGGUUUGCUCCAGAGCAUCCCGUCCUCCCUGGGGGAAGGAAAUGGCUGCAAUGGAGCUGGCUCAGGGGCCGGUGACCUUCGAGGAGGUGGCUGUGUAUUUCACCAGGGAAGAGUGGGCUCUGCUUGACCCCACUCAGAGAGUCCUCUACAGGGGUGUCAUGCAGCAGAACUAUGAGAAUGUGACCUCGCUGGGGUUUCUAGUUUUCCAACUUGAUGUGAUCUCCCAGCUGGAACAAGGGGAAGAGUGA
Mauremys mutica (yellowpond turtle) is the source of this 334-nucleotide messenger RNA. Its product is annotated as zinc finger protein 707-like. The transcript has 4 exons. Gene Ontology annotation, biological process: regulation of DNA-templated transcription. The record is from RefSeq and is a predicted model, not a curated record. NCBI's taxonomy places the organism in Eukaryota, Metazoa, Chordata, Testudines, Geoemydidae. Bases 86 to 334 code for a protein of 82 amino acids.